This is a messenger RNA of Mustela lutreola (European mink), 2688 nucleotides long. It is a transcript of the gene BCAS1, whose product is annotated as brain enriched myelin associated protein 1. The record is from RefSeq and is a predicted model, not a curated record. Gene Ontology annotation, biological process: myelination. Bases 202 to 1746 code for a protein of 514 amino acids. The transcript has 10 exons. NCBI's taxonomy places the organism in Eukaryota, Metazoa, Chordata, Mammalia, Carnivora, Mustelidae.
GCCUCACCCAGACGACUGUUUGCCCUGCUCUGUGUGUUCAGCCGGCAGGCUCCGGAGGAGGAAGCAAAGGGCAGGGAGCCGGGCCCAGCUGCCUGCCUAGCUCUGGGCUGCACCAGCUGGAGACAAGGCACCCUGAGCAGGAGCAGCUCCGGGGGACUCCAGGGGACUGCAGACACUCCCGCCAGGGGCUCGACAGGAACAAUGGGUAACCAAAUGAGUGUCCCGCAAAGAGCUGAAGACCAAGAGAACGAACAGGAGGCAGAAGCUAACAAGGGAGCGCCCGAGUGUGAGUGUGGUCCAAACGGGACGCCGGUGAUGAUAUCGACCUGUGACAUUCCAUGCUAUGACGAAGUCGACUUGGGAAUAAGUGUCAAGGAGGAUAAUGUGGCCACUUCUUCCCCCAAGACAAUGGAGAUCAGCGCUGUUGCAGAUGCCAACGGAAAGAAUCUUGGGAAAGAGGCCAAACUCGAGGCACCAGCUGCUAAAUCUCGUUUUUUCUUGACACUCUCGCGGCCUGUACCAGGACGUACUGGAGACCAAGCCACGGAUUCAUCCACUGGAUCAGUGAAGCUUGAUGUCAGCUCCAGUAACGCUCCAGGAAACAAAGAACCAAGUGAGAGCGUGGCACUUCCGGUGGCAGCUGCACUGGGGCACGACCCACAUAAAACCCCAGGCCAGAGCCCGGCCGGGGACGGAGGCUUCUCUGCCGCUGGGGGACCGGCGCCUGCCCCACCUGAGUCGGGAGGAGCGGCCCCCUCCAAGCCUAGGGACUCCAGCUUCUUGGACAAACUCUUCAAACUGGACAAGGGACGGGAAAAGGCACCAGCUGACAGCCGCCAGGAAGCCAAGGGUGCAGAGCGUCAAGACCAAGCCCAGGAGGUUUCCGGAUUGUCCAGGCCAUCUGAUGAUGUCCCUGCAGAGAGGGACAUAGGGGACAGCAAGGGGAUAGAAGGACAAGAGGUCCCCACCGGGAGCUGCUCUGUCCCCAGGAACCCGGAAGAACUGGAGACUGCAAAGGAGGACCCCCAGACCACAAAUACAACCGAGAAUAAUAAUUCCAUCAUGAGCUUCCUUAAAACUCUGGUUUCACCUAGCAAAACUGAAACAAAAAAAGAUCUGGAAGACACGGCAUCCAAAGCAGAAAGUGUCUGUGAUGGCCAACCAAGACAGAAGACCUGUGAGAACCAAGCUAAAGGCGCCAAGAAAAAGCACCUGCAUAGCCCCCGGCUAGGAUUCGCAUUUAGAAAAUUCUUUAGGCAUAAGGGUGCUGAAAAGUCACCUACCACUUCAUCUGAUGUCAAGUCAGACAAAGCAAACUUUAUCUCCCAGGAGACCAGAGAGGCAGCUAAGAACCCUCCAUCCCCCGAUACUGCAAAGGAAACUGCCAAGGGAAAGGGGGGACCCAGCUCUCUGCCUCUGGGCAAACUAUUCUGGAAAAAGUCAGUUAAAGAGGACUCAGUCCCCGCAGGUGCAGAGGAGAAUGCCUACAGGUAUUUCUGGAAAUACCUAAGCUCCCUUCCCCCACUCCCUGAUGGCAAGAACGAGAUGCAGAGGAAGCUGGGGGGUCCGGCACCAGCAAAGACCAAUGCAAAGAUGCCUUUGGCUCUAGAGUGCCUUCCUCUGAGGCAGAGGAUGACAAACCUAUCAUCCAAAGAGCUGGGUAGUAAAUGUUUCAGACUUAAAAGGCCACAUGUUGUCUCCGUUGCCUGUCUUUCAUCUUUUAAAAACAUUUUGCAGCCCUUUUAAAAAAAAAAAAAAAAUGUAAGAUCCAUUCUGUGCUCGGUGUUGUGCUGAAACAGUCUCUGGGACAGAUUUGGUAGUCGAUUGCCAGCCCCUGUCUGAGGAAACAAAUUUUAGAGCCUUCUCCAGGCCAAUUAAAUCUGUUGCAGGGAUCAGUGCAAAGCAGGAAAUGGUCCAGAGGUGACCGGGGCACAGCACAAAUGGAGGGAGGCGAUGCAAAAGAACAGAAUUUGAAAUCAGAGUGCAGGUGAAUUGGACCCUUCCACCCAAACCCCCCAUUACUGGCCAUCCCUUCUCCCCCACAGACCUUUAGCGGGUUCUAAGCUCACCAGGUACGUCGCUGGGGGCCGUCAGGAACUUCGCCAUGGUUUUCUUGCCAAAUGCCGUUUUCUUCUGAACUUCAAUUAAGAGACAAAGGCAAAUGACCGGCCCUGGGGUGAGGUGGGAAGUAAGUCAAAGAGGAGGUCCCGUCUGGGAAAUUCAGUGUGGACUUCACGCUGUCUUUUCCACAAAGAGGACAGGUCUUCCCAGUUGCAUGCAGCAGAAGGUGUCCUUGUCACCGACUCUAAGGCUGGACCUUUAAGGAAAUAACGACUCCUGAUUUUUAUACAGGCCUGGGGUAAGUCGCCUUGAUGGCAGGCCAAAGAGGCGGGGCUCCUGGAAUGGAAAUGGGCAGAGCCUGCUGUCCCUCGGAAGGACUUCUCUUUCAGCCUUGUACCUUGCGGAGCACGAUUUUUGCUACUUCCAAGUCAGCAUAUUUGGCAUUUUUUUUUUUUUUUUUUCAGAAAUUGGCUGUUUGAAAGCACACUUUGCAUCCUUCUCAAAGAUGUGCCUGGGUAGAAAUGAUCAUUGGGUCACACCUGUAGCACAUGGACACGGGGGCCACCAGGACUCCCCCUACUUUAUAAAGCCUGUUUUGGGGAACGUGUGUGUUUUUCUUUUCACUGU